AUGCCGUUCGUGGAGCUGGAGACCAGCCUGCCGGCAGAGCGGCUCCCGCCGGGGCUGGCCCUGGAGCUCUGCGCCGCCGCUGCCGACAUCCUGGGCAAACCGGCGGAGCGGGUGAACGUGACGGUCCGGAGCGGGCUGCCCAUGGUGCUGUCGGGCUCGGCGGAGCCCUGCGCCCAGCUGGUCGUCUCCUCCAUCGGCGUGGUGGGCUCGGCGGAGCAGAACCAGCGGCACAGCGCUCGUUUCUUCGACGUCCUGACGGCCAAGCUGGGCCUCGGCCCCGAGCGGAUCAUCAUCCGCUUCUACCCACUGGAACCCUGGCAGAUUGGCAAGAACAGAACAGUCAUGACAUUCCUGUGAUCCCUUCAGCAGCCAGCUGGAACAAAGCAGUGAUGAAGACAGCCCAAAGAUGAGCAGCUUUAUCUACUUGUUUCCUCUUAUGAUCAAAUCUGUGUAGCUCUGCACUUUCACCUCUAGCAUUCACUUCAUGUCUUUGAAUUCUGUGCACACGAAGCUCAAGAGUGAGGCACUCAGCUGUACUGAUUUUAUUAAAAUAGUUCAAGGUCUUUGUCUUGAGCCUGUCUCGUAGUCCAGAGGCUCUCCUUGUGUCUGUGGCUAAGCUACUGCAGUGUGGUGAUGGCCAUAGAGCAGUGAAAAGUUUCAUUCCAGAACACAUUUGGCUUUGUUGGGGACCAGAGGAGUUCUUGACUUCAUCCAGAUUUCUUCAUAUUUUGCAAGGCAGAAGGAUCCUUCUUUUUCUUUCCUUGUGGCAGCAGAAGGGUCCCAGGCUGGCUAAGAAGACUUGGGAGUCAAAUUCUUCUCUUUACAGGCUCCCUGAAAGCCCUUUC
Messenger RNA from Indicator indicator, 845 nucleotides. RefSeq names its product D-dopachrome decarboxylase. The coding region runs from base 1 to 357 and encodes 118 amino acids. The transcript is spliced from 3 exons. Gene Ontology annotation, molecular function: phenylpyruvate tautomerase activity. The record is from RefSeq and is a predicted model, not a curated record. Lineage: Eukaryota; Metazoa; Chordata; Aves; Piciformes; Indicatoridae.